AGAAGAUGGCAGCCUGCAGCUCGAAGCGUCCUCCGGAGAAGAAAAGUUGUUUUGCUACAAAGGCGUCCGACAAAGAGAGAGACAAGACCCGGAUCAACCUCGGGCCGGCGUUCCCCCGAUGGAGAGACCUCCGAGCGGCCAGAGGGCUCCAGCUGGACUCUGAGCUGGCUGUGCUGCUGCUGGAUGCUUACGAGAAGGGGCCUUGGGCAUCGACACCAUGUCGGACUCCUGGUUUGGGAGUCAAGCCUCCUGUGGUUUCAGCGUCUGGUCGUUUGGGAGCCGCUAACGACACGAACCCAAAGAUGGACGACGAGACGAUCCACGAUGUCCCGGAGAAGGUUGGACCUGAAGAGAUGCAGCUUCCUACAGAGCUUCACAAAGUCCUGAGUGAGGAGGACAUCGUUGGUUGUCGUGCGUCCGUCGUCUACGAGGAGAGCCUCCGUCAGCUGGCUACGCUGCUCCACCUGCCAGUGAAACGCUGUCGCUACAGGAUGUCCACCGGACUGAUGUGCUUCGGCCUGCCCCCAUUCCAGUGCCUCAUUGAACAAAGGUGUACUGCCUUUGUUGUUGAAUGGGUUUGUCCUCGUGGUCAUGUGGUCUGGAGUUGGACCUCACAGCCGACCUUCAAGUUCGGGAUGUUGGCGGGCGACUUCAUGCUGGGGACGAACAUCCUGUUGAGCGGGAACAACUACAGUAAAGUGGCCCUCCUGUUUCGCUUCAUGAACAUGGGAGUCGUCAGUCCAGCCACCUUCUCCAAGAUCCAGGACACCUACUGUGUGGACACCAUCCGGGAGUUCUGGAUGGAGAGGAGGUCUGCGGGCGUUCAGUGGUUACAGGGUAAAGACGUGGUGGUUGUAGGAGGCGAAAGGAGCGAUUCACCAGUUUUACAUUCAGAUGUACAAAAAGUGAUCGUUGUUAAAGAAGAGCAGCAGGAGUGGAGCUCCAGUCUGGACCAGGAGGAGCCAGAGCCCCCACACAUUAAAGAGGAACAGGAGGAACUCUGGACCAGUCAGGAGGGAGAGCAGCUUCAAGGGCUGGAGGAGGCUGAUAUCACCAAGUUCACAUUCACUCCUGUCCCUGUGAAGAGUGAAGAUGAUGAAGAGAAACCUCAGUCCUCACAGCUUCAUCACAGACGUACUGAACACAUGGAGACAGAAGCUGAUGGAGAGGACUGUGGAGGACCGGAACCAGCAUGGAACUCAGAUCCACAUCUUCAAAAAUCCAGCAGUGACAUAAACUCACAACAAGAAACCGAACACAGUGCUGUUGACUGGGAGGAGACCAGAGAACCUCAGUCAGGUUUAAACUCUCUGAAUAAUGAAGUUUCUAGUAAGAAACCAUUUCCCUGCUCUGAGUGUGGGAAAAGAUUUGGAACCAAGACGUAUCUAAAGAUUCACGUGAGAUCUCAUACUGGGGAGAAACCCUUCAGCUGCUUGUCGUGUGGUAAAGGAUUCACCCGGAAGGUGUUGUUGCAAUUACACAUUAAAUCUCACACAGGAGAGAAACCAUUCAAUUGCUCAGUUUGUGGUAAAAGUUUCACGCAAGCAGGAAGUUUGACACGCCACAUGCCCCUCCACACAGGGGAGAAGAGAUUCAGCUGCAGUGUUUGUGAAAGAAGGUUCACUUGGUACACCAGCCUCAAAACCCAUAAAUGUGGUGGUGCUCCAUCCUCACAGCUUCAUCAGACUCAGACUGAGGAGAACAGAGAGGAAGAACCUCCAGCCAGCAGCUCAACUGAACAGAGGGAAACAGAAGCUGAUGGAGAGGACUGUGGAGGACCAGAACCAGACAGGAACUCAGAUCCAGAUAGACAUCCAGAACCAGAUCCUGUGGACAACACAGGAGACUCAUCUGAGACCGAUGACAGUGAUGAUGAUGAUUGGAAGGAGACCAGAGAACCUCAGUCAGGUUUAAACUCUCUGAAUGAUUCUGUCAGUGACUCCAGAUGUGGUACUUGUGAGAAACCAUUUAGCUGCUCUCACUGUGGGAAAAGAUUUGGCUUCAAGGCACAUCUGAAGAGACACAUGAGAUCUCACACAGGAGAGAAACCAUUCGGCUGCUUAUUCUGUAAGAAAUCGUUUGCACAAAGUGAUAGCUUACAGAAACACAUGAGGAUCCACACAGGAGAGAAACCAUACAGCUGCUCACUGUGUGGUAAAGCUUUCAGUGAAAAUGGAAAUCUGAAAGUACACGUGAGAUCUCAUACAGGAGAGAAACCAUUCAGCUGCUCCCUUUGUAAGAAAGCUUUCACAAAGAGUGAUAGUUUACAGAAACACAUGAGGAUCCACACAGGAGAGAAACCGUUCAGCUGCUCUGUGUGUGGGAAAUCUUUCAGCGAAAGUGGAAAUCUGAAGAGACACAUGCGACUGCACACAGGAGAGAAAGCAUCCAGCUUCAGUGCUUGUGACGGCAGAUGAACAUCCGCUCUGUUUCAUCCGCUCAGACACUUUAGAUGUGUUUGUCGUUGGAUCAGACCGAGAUGGACAUCUGGAACCAGAGACUGAGGACCGGGAUGAUUGGAUGGAGACCAGAGAACCUGGUCAGGUUUAAACUCUUUGAACAAAGUGUCUGUCAGUGGUAUGAACUAAAUCUUCUGUCAGUGUGGGAAAAAGUUUGGCAACAGGAAAUAUCUGAAGGUGCACAUAAUAAUUCACACAGUAGAAAAAACAUUUUUCUGCAGACUUCUGAGAGAUAAAGUUAGUUCUUCACAUGUCAAAAGAGAAAAGCUGUCAGCUGUCCAGGUUUUAGACUUGAAUGAGAUAUUGUGAGAAACUGCAGACUUCCUGUUAGUGACACAACACACAGUAACAUUCUCAAAGGAGCAGAAUGGGGUUCAAACCAGACGUCCUGUCAGUGGUCCGUGAUGAAAGUCUCAUAUGAAACAUCUGAGGAAACACAUGAAUCUGUAUAUUUAUAAUAAAUGAAGACAAACGUGUCUGAAGAGUUGAACAUUAAAAACGAAGAUUGUUUUUCUUUAACAGAUAUUUCAUGAUCGUCUGUUUGCUUUGACACAUUUAAUACUGAGCCCAUGUUUAAAGUUUGACAAUUGAAUUCAGUGAGAAAAAGGUUUUUGUAUCAGAAGUGAAACUGAAGUCUAGAACUAGUUUGAUCUUGUUCCUUAUCUAUAUCCUCAUCUCCAUCCAUAUCUUCAUCAUUAUCUUCAUCACUGCUGAACUCUUUUCCCAAAGGAGGAGACGGUUUUAGUUUUUCUGCUGAGGACCUCGUCAUCAGGUCGGAUAUCCAGCAUUGAACCGAUCGGUUGAAGCUCAACUGACUAGAUGGAAAAAGAUGAUCCACUAAAAGACGGAGAAGAAUCGAAUAAUGAAAGAACUUUUGAGAUGUUUUUUAUUUGUACAGUGGAUCUCUGUGAAAACAGUGAAUACCAAAAGAAUGUUAUUUCAAUAUUAUAUUGACACCACCAACCACAGCCAAUAAUUAAAACAAUAAAAG
Messenger RNA from Anoplopoma fimbria (sablefish), 3450 nucleotides. Its product is annotated as zinc finger protein 454-like. Bases 6 to 2417 code for a protein of 803 amino acids. The record is from RefSeq and is a predicted model, not a curated record. Gene Ontology annotation, molecular function: RNA polymerase II cis-regulatory region sequence-specific DNA binding; DNA-binding transcription factor activity. The transcript has 6 exons. NCBI's taxonomy places the organism in Eukaryota, Metazoa, Chordata, Actinopteri, Perciformes, Anoplopomatidae. Gene Ontology annotation, biological process: regulation of transcription by RNA polymerase II.